AUGCCGCACCUCGAGUUUGUGAAUAAGCUCCAAGAGUAUCGCAACGAACAGGCUGGCGAGGUCCACUUGAUCGAUGUCUUUGAGGGCCCUACCUUGCCUACCGCCAGCAGAGUUGACAUUGUGGACCAGUCCAGCGACUUUCCAUCGGACCAAUUGAGAGACCUUGGGACUGGGCCCAAUGGCGACGUGAAUACAAGGCUGAUCGUUGCCGAUGAUCUAUCUCCACGAGUGGUCUGUUCACUUGGGUCAGUUUUUGGCGUGGAUCCAGAGCUUUUUGCAGCACAUCUGUACCGGUCGCGCUACCUGAGAGAUAGUGCUAGCGAGCAGAAGGCAUCUCAAUGGACCACCGCUGCGCUUCCGAAGUCGUUCGCCUCUAUACAGUGGUAUCGACCUGUCCAUCUGAGUGGCACUGUGGCACGCUGGCUAGAUGAUGCUAAGCAGCGCCGCUCUCUUUUUGCGGGCGAGACGUAUGAUGAAGCCAGGAAGGAGAUGAUACCACCCUUCAUGUGGUCAAAUACGGGAUUUGAACAAUCAUCUGGGCAAGUCCACGCUUACAGUGCGAUGAGUGUUGGAAACAUUGUGCAGAACACGAGCUGGCUACUAUCGGCAAAACCAGCCACCGGUCUCGAGAGUCGCGUGCCGAUGGCCUGGGAAGAAAGAGCCAGUAUCUAUAUGGUCGAAGGAUCUGCCGUGCCAACAGUUGUCCUUCUUGUAGAUCCCAUGCCCUCAAUAGUGGACCUACAGACCCAGGAGGAGGCAAGAUUGUCCGUUAGUCCGGUUCCUCGCAAGCGUACCUUCGUGACCGGCGAGACGCUGUCGGUCCAAGUCUUUCCGCCACCCGACGUUCGCAGCCCAGUGGAGAUACCGGCCAACAGACUCAAUUCCACAGACGAACAACUCGAACGGUUUCGCCUGGCUGCCGAGCCUUCCAGCACAGCGGAAGCGAUAAUUUCAUGGCUGACCACCUCAGGAUCAUCGCCCAAUCCAUUAGUGGCUAUACUAGAAGUGGUCUACCGAGACUCGGUAGGGUUUUUUGACAGCCUGGAGACAUGUCCCAAGGAGAUAAGCGAAGAUUCUUUGGACGAUUACCUCAUGUCGCAGCGUCUAUCCGAAUGGCGACGACUCAUGAAUGACUUCGAGAAGAGUGUUGCUGAGAUCAACAACAGUCUGCACGCCUUCGUUGCGUUCGCAUUUGAAGGUUACGCCAAGCGGCCUGACCGGGUCGAGUUCAUGCUAGCAGACUUGGAUGCGCGCAGUGCUCAGUUCUCCACGAGAAUCGAAAAGGCGUACAACGCCCUGCGAGCUGAGAUGGGAGUCUUCGAGAGCCGCCGCAGCAUUGCAGAGGCCGAAACAGUCACGAAGUUGACCGAACUAGCCUUCCUCGUUUUUCCGCUAACGUUCUGCUGUGGCCUUUACAGCAUGCAGGUCAACGAACUGCAGAACGGCGUGCCCUUGACGACUUUUGUUAUCACUGCGGUGAUUGUCUUCGUGAUCUGCUAUGGAGCUCGACUUGUGCUUCGGAGCAGCAUCGUCACCGAGAGUGGGCAGAUUGCCAGGGAGAUUCUAUGGGCACAAGGUCGGAUCAAGCCUGGAAUCAGCAUUCCAGCUCGACAACUUGUGUGGCUCACGAUCCGGGAGGCUUGGAAAAGAGGCGGGAAGUCUGUGGCAUACUUAAUCUUCAUUCUAACUACAUCGAUCACAGCGGUACCGGUGGCUUUUCUCUGGCGGGAGAAUCAUAUGGACUACGGCCUCAAUGCUAUGCUUACCCUGCUAUUCGUGCCCUUUGGGUUCAGUGUUGCUUGGUACCUGGCGACUGCCUACCGAGUCGAAGCUGGUGCCCAGCGACCUCUGGCAACUUGGCUGUUCCUGCUGCUAUCAUACAUUCUGGCCGAGAAGCGACAAGAGUCGAGACCUGCCUCUUGGAGGACAUCCGCUUCUAGCACAUCGGGCGAGACUGCGUAA
Fulvia fulva is the source of this 1962-nucleotide messenger RNA. RefSeq lists its product as uncharacterized. Lineage: Eukaryota; Fungi; Ascomycota; Dothideomycetes; Mycosphaerellales; Mycosphaerellaceae. The transcript is spliced from 3 exons. The coding region runs from base 1 to 1962 and encodes 653 amino acids. The record is from RefSeq and is a predicted model, not a curated record.